Messenger RNA from Paraphaeosphaeria sporulosa, 1173 nucleotides. Its product is annotated as alpha/beta-hydrolase. The transcript is spliced from 4 exons. Gene Ontology annotation, molecular function: hydrolase activity. The record is from RefSeq and is a predicted model, not a curated record. Bases 1 to 1173 code for a protein of 390 amino acids. NCBI's taxonomy places the organism in Eukaryota, Fungi, Ascomycota, Dothideomycetes, Pleosporales, Didymosphaeriaceae.
AUGGCGAAUAUAUCGCCUCCGAGCACCUCUACAUGGCUCCUUCUCGCAGCCAGAGUUCUCCUAGCCGUGAUAUUCCGCCUCCUCACCACACCCAUACGCUGGUUCACCGACUCCGGCGCAGCAACUUUCUUCGAAGACAUUUUCUUCACAGUAUUCAGAGCUUUACUGCGGCACGCUAGCUUCGCAGUCUCGCGGGCAAUCUUCAAGCCCACCACGGAGGCGUAUGGCGAGUUAUGCAGGAAGACGGGGAGGGAGGCAAGGAGUUUGGCGGUGCAGGGGAAGAGGAGGGAGAUAGAAGGGUUAAAGGCGCAUUGGAUUGGGGAAGAGGCGGCGGAGGUUGUGGUGUUGUAUCUGCACGGUGGCGGAUACACACAGCCUGCAUCUCCAGACCAUCUAACAUACCUUGAUGGCCUUACGAAAGACAUCAACAUCGGUACCGGGAGCACCUCUUCGAUUUCGUUCCUCGUUUUGGCGUACAGUCUCGCUCCUGAGCAAGCUGUGUAUCCAACUCAACUCCGCCAAGCAGCAGCUACACUUGACCACCUGGUGAAUGUAAGCGGUCGCAGUCCCUCGAGCAUCAUGCUCUCGGGCGACUCUGCAGGCGGCGCCCUCGCAUUGGCUCUUCUCUCGCACAUCCUGCACCCGAAGGCAGGUGUUCCGCGCGUAGAGGUCCAGGUACCGCUUCGCGGCGUCAUGCUGUUCAGCCCUUGGGUUAGCUUCUCGACUGCCUUCAAUAGCUAUGAGCGAAACGCGGAGUCAGACACUCUCUCGGCGUACAUUUUGAAAAAAUGGGCGACAAUGUAUCUGGGCGAAAUGGACGCGGAUUCCAAGCACCAAGUAACUUGGGAUGUCAAGAGCAACGACGUUUACGCUGAAGCGUAUCUCGCUGACCCGCAGUGGUGGAGUGGCCUGAAUCACGUGGUGGAAAGUAUGCUGGUGUGGGUUGGUGGGAAGGAACUCCUCCACGAUCCCGUCACGGAGUUUGUAUCCAAGUUGAAGAAAGGCUGGAAGAGACGAGACGAAGCGCACAUCGGGCCGAUUUUGAAUGUGUCGUUGGGGAAUAAAACGAAGAGAGGAUCGCAAUUAGCUAUAGAGGCGUGGCUGAUGGAGCGUUUCAACGCUGUAAGUAAUAAGUCUCCGGCAGUGAGGUUGCGUACCGCGAUCGCGCCAUAA